Molecule: messenger RNA, 1614 nt
Organism: Podospora pseudopauciseta
Lineage: Eukaryota; Fungi; Ascomycota; Sordariomycetes; Sordariales; Podosporaceae
Exons: 2
Coding region: 1-1614 (537 amino acids)
Source: RefSeq, a predicted model, not a curated record
AUGACCAGCCUUCCGCUGCCUCUGGAUGAGGAUGCUCCCACGGGAGCGCUUGCUUGGUUCCCAUACGGCCGUCAGGAUCUUCCAGGUUGGCGCUUCGACGUCAUCACCCUCCUCGCCAUCAUCGGCGAGUCCAGCGUCGCUGAACACGCCCAAACCCUCACAGCAUCCCGUCUCUGCCUCCUCCCACGUAUCAUCCCCGCCCCUCAAGCCCUCCUCAAACCAGUGCGGCCUCAACGACUCCCAGAAGCCAACGCCAAAAUGACAGGCGUACACAGCGGGGUGGUACUCGACACGGUAGGUUUCUUCGCAAACAUCCUACAACCCCUCGACGAGAUGAAGCCCUUCUCCUUCAAAGUCCUCGAGAUCAAGCACACGAAGGAAGCUUUGGAAGCCAUCAAAGCGGGCAAAACAAGAGAGGAAAAGGGGAGACUUACCACCUCCACUAAGGGCAGCAACUGGUGGAGAAGAGGCUGGAGAGGGCAGCAAAAACCAACAGCACUGCAUAUCAAACCUACCACUGAUACCACCACAGUCCUCACCCCCUCCCAACCAAGCUUCUUCGGCCCAACCAACGCCAACCCAACCGAAAAACCACCCACCCGUAAACCCACUGUUCGGUUCGCCACAGCAGCGGCAGACGAUGACCUCGAACGAGGCGGCUCCUCCACCACCACGCUCACAACCUCUGAUAAUAACCACCCCCACCUCCCCCACCACCGAACAUCAACCAUCAGACCCUCCGUCCCGGCAACGUUAUGCUCCCCCGUGCACCUACUUUCGAUUUUUUCAUUUGCCCUCACACUGGUAAUCAUCAUCCUCUCCGCCCUCUGGGAAGACGGCACGGCCAUUCUGGCCAUAGUAUUGAUGUCGCUGGCCUCGUCGGUGGUUUGCUACGCCUCGCUGUGGAAGCCCGUUCUCAUGAACAGGACCACUUCGGGAAAAGUGCCCGAGGGGGAUGUCGUGAUCAGGACGAGGGAGGGGGCGUUUCUGCUGAUUAAAUGCACCGAGGAGGUGGCGCGGGAGCUGUAUUCCGGGACGGAGGAGUGCAAGUAUGUGGUGGAGAGCGAUCUGUACAGGCUGUACAUGGGGUUGGGGAUGGUGCUGCUGAUGGUGAGCGUGGUGUUGCUGGGGAACUGCGGGUGGAACAGUCAGGUGCUGAUUGGGGGGGGUUAUAUCUGUUUGAACGGGCUGUAUUGGAUGAUGGGGUUGGUGGAGGAGAAGAGGUUUUGGGAUGUGGAUAGGAGGUAUACCGUUCGGGAUGUGACCAAGGAGGAUUCAAAGGGCGCGCAUGCUUUUCCGGAGGGGAAGGAUAAGUGGGAGAAGGAUCGGUUGGAGGAUGAUGAGAUUCCUAGUUUUACGAGGACGAUGUGGUAUGCGAUCAGGGAGACGAAGGGGCAGGUGGCGUGGGUGAAGAGGAGCGGGGCGAUGCCGAAGACGAAGCAGUGGAAGAGGUGGUUGGAGGAAGCGCAGAAGAUGGCUGAGAAGGGAGAGAGAGGGUGGAAGGCGGUGAGGAGGAAGGGGGAGAUUAUGAGGGAGGAGGGGGCCGAAGAUGAUGCGGAACAGAUGGCGCCUGCGCAGGAGGUGCAGAGGAGGGGGACUGUGAGGGGGGAGUGA